Theileria annulata is the source of this 3342-nucleotide messenger RNA. RefSeq lists its product as uncharacterized. Lineage: Eukaryota; Apicomplexa; Aconoidasida; Piroplasmida; Theileriidae. The transcript is spliced from 13 exons. The record is from RefSeq and is a predicted model, not a curated record. Bases 1 to 3342 code for a protein of 1113 amino acids.
AUGAGUAUAAUGGUGGUUUUGACUGGAAAUUGUUCAUGUCUUGGUGAGAGAGAAAGGAAUUGUCUUAAGAAUAAUAAAUGCGUACACACAUGGCUGUACACCAUUUUCUUAGUAAAUUUGACUAUGCCAGCGUUAGUUGGAUGGGAUAUAAAUGGCGUACUCUACCAGAUUAUAAAAAUAUUGCUAAGCGUUUGCAAGGCUUUACUUUGGGAAUCACGUAGGAAGGAUAAGGAAUCGCCUAAAGUGGGUAUUAAAUCCAAUUCCGGAAAGGAAUUAAAAGAAUUUCUAAAUGAAAAAAGAAAACAAAAAUCGUAUAAUAAAAACUUUUACCCAAAUAAUAAACAAGGUGGAAGGCGAGCUUCAAGCAGUUUUUUGGAACGAGGCUCAAGGAGUAAAAAUGAGAAGGAAUUGACCCAAAUUCGCCAAAAAUUAGCCAAAGAUAGAUUCCAACAAAAGCAAGCCAUCUACUCUGAUGGUAAAUCGGCACAUAUUCAAAAUAAUUUCUCCAAUAAUACCAAAGAUUACAAUACUGUUGGCUUGAUUUUGGACCACCGUUUUCAUCAUGAGAAACACGAGGAUGAUAUGGGACCUUAUUACCACGAUACUGAGGAUUUAGAUGAUUAUGAGGAGGAAGAGGAAAAUGAACAUGACAAUGUUGAAUUAGAUGAUGGAUAUUAUGAUGGAUACUUUCUAGAUGAUGACGAAGACUUCGAAGAGGAGCUUCGUAGACGGAAAAUACAUAGAAAUAAACCUAAUAGAACCUCUUAUAUUCAACUUAAUAAUCGCGAUCAAUCAAAUGAAACCAUUCCAAAAUAUAGAAAAGGAAAUAAAAGUAGCGGAUUGUUAAAUACUAUUAUGAACACUCCUAUUCGACAACCAAAUCCCCUAAUACACCCAUCAGAUGGAUUGGAACAUGAUUCAUCAAAUUCAAAAGAGCAUGAAAAUGGAGAAGAUUUGGAGGAAAAUACUUAUGACGAUUUAAACUUGUUUCCAUUAUUAGAUGAUGAGAAAAAUAAAACAGUUGGCCAUUCUGAAGAUAAAAUUGAUAAUUCGAUAACUGAAAAGUUGGAAAAACCUAAGAAACCCAAACAACAUAAUCCUAAUAAAUUACCUGAAAACAGUCUUGAAGAUGGAGAUAAUUAUAGUACAUUAGAACCAAACCCAGUUAACAAUAAACUAAAUCAUAAAGAAUCUAAUAAAGUAGAACCUAGUCCUGUUGUUAAGGAAGAUGAAGAAGAUGAUAAAUCAGAUCCCGCAAGUAUGGAUGAUAAACCAUUCUUUCAAAAGAACUUUAAAGAUAAGUGGACUGAAAAUAUGGAUUCAAUUGAUUUAAAUAUAGAACCAGACCAUAUGAAAAGUAUGAAGCAAUUGGGAGGUGAUUUUGGUGAUGAAUUUCCGGAAAUUGAGGGACACAUAAAACGACAUUCUGAACGUACACAUGAAGUUGAAAGUGGAAGUACAAGACGAGUAACAAAUAGCGAGGAUUUUAGAGAUCCAUCACUGGACUGGAACAACUCAGGUCUGGCAGCCUCAAUGCGUUAUUUAGGCUCAGGAUAUGAUAUAAUAUUUGGAAACCCACUUGGUGACCCAGUGGUAAUGAUGGACCAAGGUUACAGAAACCCAGUCAUUAAACUUAACUGGGAAGAUGAAUACCUUAAUAAAGACGGUGCUAACUUAAAAGAACCUCGUGGUUCAUGGAUCAGACCAGAAUAUUCAUGUAGACAAUCUGAAACCAUUGAUCAUGUGAAUACUGUGGAUGAUUUUAAGAAGGAGUUAUCAGUUGAUGCACAGGCAUCCUAUGGAAUACCAUAUUUCUUUUCAUUUUCUGCCUCAACAGGUUACAAGAACUUUGUGAAAUCCACUGCCAGUAACAAGGUUCGCACGUACAUAACAAAGACUUAUUGUCUGAGGUAUGUCGGAGGAAUUGUGGAUUAUCACUCAUUGGAGACUACUGAGGAGUUCAAAAAGGCCGUUGCAGCUCUUCCUGAUCGUUUUGAUUCGCACCGCUGCACACUUGAUAUGUUUAAAUCAAACGAAGAUGACCCGAUGUGCGCUGAGAACGUUUGGCCAUGGAUGCAAUUUAUAAAGAUGUUUGGAACACACUUUACUACAAUCGUACAUUUAGGAGGUAAAAUUACACAUCAAGUUCAAAUCGACAAAACUGAUGUACUACACAUGCAACAGAGCGGUGUCAAUGUUGACCUGGCUGUAAAGGCCACAAUUUCUCCCAGUUUUGUAGACUCACUUGAGGUUGGAACCACAACCAACACAGAAAAAGGUUCAGUUUCACUCUCAAAUAAUCUUAAAUAUGAAAAACAAGUGUUGGUAAUUGGUGGAGAUGGAUUAGUAGAUAGUAAGGAUGUUAAUAGCUUAAAUAAUUGGGCUAGAGAAUUAUAUAAGAGGCCAAUGCCUAUUAAAAUUAAAUUGGAGUCCAUUAAGACACUUUUGGGUGAUAAAAAGGAUUUGUUUGACGAGGCUUUAAGAUUUUAUUCUGAAACUUAUGGUGUUUCUCCUGAUGAGAUUUAUAAAAAAUAUGGAAAAGAAUUUGGAAUCGCUUCUGCGAUUGAGAAAGGACAUCAAAUAGUAUAUAGUGGAAAUAAGAGUGGAAGUGCAGUUUGUCCUAAUAAAACAGUGAUAAUAAUGGGAUUCUCAUUAUCUAUUGUAAAGAAGAAAAACUUGGUUGGCAAGAACGUGUUCUCACUUCAUAUAACACAGUGCCCGGUAGGAGAGGAAAAGUGUAUAGUUUCAAGUGACAAUCCAAUGUCCGAAUCAAGAAUCUGGGCUAUCUGUGGUGAAGAUACCAUUCCACUACUCAAUCAACAAACUUCUUCAAAACUAGAUGAACCGGCAGUGGCAUCAUGUCCAGCUGGAUAUUCAAUAGCUUAUGGUUUUGCAUUAUCAGUUCCUAAAGGAAAUGUGACUUUAAGUACUGAUUCCUAUGCUUGCAGGCCGGGAACUCAGUCUUGUACUCAUGAAUCUACUGAUAAAUCAGCUACAAAUGCUGUUUGGAUCGCAUGUGUUGAAAAUGGAGCACCACAACUCACGGAAAUAUCAAAUCAUGUGGUGAGCACAAGUAGUCGUUACUGUUCUAAUAAAACGAAAGAUAAUAAAUAUGAUGAUAACUCUUGUCCAAUCAACUCAAAACUUAUUGCAGGAUGGUCGAUGGAAUUUUCUGAGACUGACAACAACUCUAACAAGAUUGAAAAGUGUUCAAAGGGCACUUUCGGUUGUAAAGUCGACCAACUAAUGAAAACUGAAAACAAGUGCAGAUCGCAUUACUCCUGGAUCUCAUGUCUACAUGAGGAAGGCGCCUGUUCCACUGAAAAGACUGAAUCUACAUAA